Limulus polyphemus (Atlantic horseshoe crab) is the source of this 1650-nucleotide messenger RNA. Its product is annotated as zinc finger protein 271-like. The annotation marks the transcript as partial. The transcript is spliced from 6 exons. Gene Ontology annotation, biological process: regulation of transcription by RNA polymerase II. Lineage: Eukaryota; Metazoa; Arthropoda; Merostomata; Xiphosura; Limulidae. The record is from RefSeq and is a predicted model, not a curated record. Gene Ontology annotation, molecular function: DNA-binding transcription factor activity, RNA polymerase II-specific; RNA polymerase II cis-regulatory region sequence-specific DNA binding.
UUUCGAAACUACCUAGCUUGAACUUGUGAGGACAGAAGUUGAGUGAUUGUAUCUCUUAUAUCAUAACCAUGCGCAUUAAUCAUUUAUUGCCAAGGGGGUGCGAGUUGGAUAGGGUAGAAUGUUGUAUCUCUGUUUCGAAAACUGGAGGUUUUUGUAUAACUAUUAAAGAAAUUAUAUUGGAAAAAAUUAUAUUUUAUAUGAAAUAGUUAAGUGUACUAAAAUACAGAGAAUGAUUAAGCCUAUAAUGAAUUACAAAGUAAGACUAAAAUUUAAAAGUUACAUUAGUCUUCAGUGAAGUACGACAUAUAUAUAUCAAAAGCUGUAAAAUUCUAGCUACAAGUUUUGAUAAGAAUAUAAAGGUGAAGCUUCAGUGUAAUUUUGGAAGUACUGAAGAUGAAGGUUGAACCAUUUUCUGAUGAGAAGUCUGAUGGUCUGUUGGAUAUCAAAUUGGAGAAAAGUGAAGAUGAAACUUUCACAACAACUAGUACUACAGGAAAUGCUGAUUACUUGGAAGAAAGAUCUCUACAUACCAUUUUGAAGUUUGGUAUGAUAAAAGAGGAGAAACAAGAUAACUAUGAUGGAGGUAUACAGAAAACUGAGAACAUAUUUGUCCAAGAGAAAUCAGAGCAUCCUGAUGAUCUGAUAGAAAAUGAUAUUAUUUCAAAGUUCAGUGACAACAAUGAUGAUGAUCUGGAUAGUUCAAAUUAUAAUAAUAUGGAUGUGAAAAUGAAAACUGAAUUUCAAGAAGAAAUUGAAUCUGUGUUACAAAGUACAUCUGAUAUGAAGACCAGUGUGAACAUGUGUUCUGAGAGUCAGUGUCUUGGUUAUCAUGUUAUAAAACAAGAAGAUCACUAUGCAGAAGUUAUAAAAUCCACAAAUCCAGACAGUGGUAUAUGUGGAGAAACAACUUUAAAUGGAAAUAAGCUAAACAAAUUUAUUAUUCCCCAGUGUAAUAGUAAAACAUAUAGUUUUGUAGUCAGUGGAAAAAAAUUUGGAACAAUGGAUAACCUAACACAAGAAAAGAGGAUACAAUCUGUAGAGAAACCGUAUCAUUGUGCAGUUUAUGGAAAACGUUUUGAGAGCAAUAGUCCUUUAAAACAACAUGUAGUAAACCACAAUGGGGAGAAUCCUUAUAGUUGUGGAGUUUGUAGAAAACAGUUUGUAUCAAACAGUAACUUAAAAAUACAUCGGAGAAUACACACUGGUGAAAUUCCAUACAGUUGUACAGUUUGUGAAAAACAAUUUAAAACAAAUAGUAAAUUAAAAAGUCAUCUAAGAAUACACACUAAGGAGAAACCUUACAAUUGUACAGUUUGUCAAAAACAAUUUGGAACAAGUGGUUACUUAAAAUUACACCAAAGAAUACACACUGGGGAGAAACCAUACAGUUGUACAGUUUGUUUUAAAACAAUUGGUGAAUUAAAAAAACAUCAAAGAAUACAUACUGGGGAGAAACCAUACAGUUGUACAGUUUGUGAAAAGCAAUUUGGAACAAGAGAUAGUUUAAAAAAACAUCAAAGAAUACACACUGGGGAAAAACCUUUUAGUUGUACAGUUUGUAAAAAACAAUUUGUAUCAAGCAGUUACUUAAAAGUACAUCAAAGAAUACACACUGGAGAGAACCCUUAUAGUUGUACAGUUUGUGAAAAA